Messenger RNA from Coregonus sp. 'balchen', 15935 nucleotides. NCBI's taxonomy places the organism in Eukaryota, Metazoa, Chordata, Actinopteri, Salmoniformes, Salmonidae. The record is from the annotation of a GenBank genome assembly.
AUGAGUGGUUCCCACCUCCGCCAGCACCAGUCGGCCCAGCCUGCAUUCAACGCCCUUUCCCCGGACAAAGACGCAGACAUGCCGCUACAGAGAAGGACCUCGCCGAGGACGCGCCGUGGAAGAAGAUCCAACAGAACACGUUCACCCGCUGGUGUAACGAGCAUCUGAAAUGCGUCAACAAACGGAUCGCCAAUCUCCAGACGGACCUGGGUGACGGGCUGCGGCUGAUCGGACUCCUCGAGGUGUUGAGCCAGAAGAAGAUGUUCAGGAAAUACAACCAGCGGCCCACCUUCCGACAGAUGCAGCUCGAGAACGUCUCGGUGGCGCUCGAGUUCCUAGACAAGGAGAACAUCAAGCUGGUGUCUAUAGGUGGGUCAAAAAGUUCUACUGUAACGUUAUAUCAUGCUGGUGUUGAUAGGAGGGUGACUGUUCAUUCAAGUGUAGCCUUCCCUACCAUAUAGGUGGGUGGAACCGUUAGGCUACUGUAGACUCCAAUAAUACUCCGUAGUUAGGCUGCUAUAGAUAGACCUACUGUGGGCUACUUUACAUCCAGCAGCGGUCCAUAGAUUGGUCUAAAAGGUACUGUAGUAGGCUACUCUAUUGACCGAGGUAUAAACAUCAAGCGGGGCGAUUCCACGCCAGUGUGAUCCGAAAAUAUUUUUGGUAUCGGAUUGUUCUGGCAAUUCUCACAGACACUUAAUUGGGAGGAAUGCAUUUUACAUUUGUAUCACAAACCAUUUUUGAGAACCAUAAUGCAAUGGCGAUUUUAAGCUCCUUUUAGACCCAUACGUGCCUCCUGUAAGACCCUAUGAUCAUUGAACCGUAUGGAGUUACUUUUGUGCCGUUAAUAUCACGCAGAACUUCUGAAGUCGAGAACAAAAUGUAAUAUUUCAAACAAAAAUAAUGAUAUUGAAAGUAUAACAUAAACCCAAGGUACUGAAAUAAAUAAAUAACAAUGCAAGGAAAUAAUCAUAUUGUAAAUGAUCAAAAGCCUCCCUCUUUGCCUGCAUUGUCCCUGUCUUUGGUUGUCACCCUGGCCUUUGCUGCCUUUUUUUUGCGGUUGCACGUUUUUUUCAUUCAUUCCAGCAGAAAUACCACCUGGCAUCCCACUGCUGGUUUGCCUCUGAAGCUAGGCAGGGUCGGUCCUGGUCAGGCUCUGGAUGGGAGAUGACUGAGUAGAGCGACCAGUUUAGGAGAUAGUAGUCAAGUAAAGAUGUGGAAGCUUGUAUCUGUCAAUUGAUCAGUGUCCAGUGCCUGUGGUUGAGCUAGUGUUGUUCCUACAGUAGGCUUGGCGGUAGGCUAUAUGCUACAGUAGGCUAGGCUAAUGCUAUAUGCUACAGUAGGCUAAUGCUAUAUGCUACAGUAGGCUAGGCUAAUGCUAUAUGCUACAGUAGGCUAAUGCUAUAUGCUACAGUAGGCUAGGCUAAUGCUAUAUGCUACAAUAGGCUAGGCUAAUGCUAUAGGCUGACUGAUGGGAACAGCAGUGUGUGUACUGAGCUGAGCUAGCCGGAACGGUACGCAAUAACGACAUACAGUUACGCAAAACUGCCCCUGCCCCCUGUAGAAUGACUUCUGCCUGUAGUUUAGGAGUUGGGACAUUCUUCAUUUUGAAUCACAGGAUUAUCUGUGGUGGUGGAGAAAGGAGAGGGUCAAAUACAUAUGUAUGGGUAGACAAUGAUAGAUGUGCAGAUACAGAAUGGCUAGAACAUGUUAUGUGAAAGAACUGCUCCUCUAACCAGGGUUGAUCAACUAGAUGUCUUUUUUCUUCAGCGGAUGGUGGGAGGGCCGGAACAUAAUUACAAAUAAUUUGUAGACUGCAAAUUGACCGCAAGAAGCGCAAACGAUCACGUGUCUCUCUAUUAUGUGUGGGAAUACUUGGAAACAGAUUGCUUAAAUUAAAAUAACUUGGAGCUGAUUUCCUGGUGUUUUUACAGUCUUAUGUCUAACAAUGAAAAUUCCACAAUAAAAAAAAGAGUAUAUAUAGAUAUAUAAUUUUUGGCUCAGAGGACUUGGGGGGCCAAAUAAAACCAAGCGCGCCGCCAGUUGGGGAACCCUGACCUACACCCUGUUACUACAGCACCUCUAGCCCUGUAGCCCCUCUAGCCCUGUAGCCCUGUCAUCCCCUCUAAGGCCCUGUAUCACCCUCUAGCCCAUGAUCCCCUCUAGCCCUGUAGCACCUCUAGCCCUGUAGCCCCUCUAAACCUGUAGCCCUCUAAGCCCGCUAGCCCCUAGCCCUCUAGCCCGGUAGCCCCUCUAGCCCGAGCCCCUCUAAGCCCGUGUGCCCCUCUAGCCCUGUAGCCCCUCUAAGAACCCUUUUCCCCUCUAUCCCUGUGUCCCUCUACCCUGUACACCUCUAGUCCCUGUAGUCCCUCUAGCCCUGUAUCCCUGUAGCCCCUCGAGCCCUGUAGCCCUCUAGCCCCUUAGCCCUGUAGCAACCUUCUCGCCCGGUACCCUCCUAGCCUGUAGAAGCCCCCUCUAGCCCUGUACCCCUCUAGCCCCGUAGCCCUCUAGCCCUGACCCUCAGCCCCGACCCCUCUGCCCUGUAGCCCCUCUAAACCCGAGCCCCUAGCCCUGAGCCCUCUAGCCCUGUAGCCCCUCUAGCCCUGUAGCCCUGUAGCCCCUCUAGCCCUGUAGCCCUGUAGCCCCUCUAGCCCUGUAGCCCCUCUAGCCCUGUAGCCCCUCUAGCCCUGUAGCCCUGUAGCCCCUCUACCCUGUUCCCCUCUAGCCCUGUAGCCCUUAGCCCUUAGCCCUCUAGCCCUUAGCCCCCCCUAGCCCUGUAGCCCCUCUAGCCCUGUAGCCCUGUAGCCCCUCUACCCUAGCCCUGUAGCCCCUCUAGCCCUGUAGCCCUGUAGCCCCUCUAGCCCUGUAGCCCCUCUAGCCCCGUAGCCCCUCUAGCCCUGUAUCCCUAGCCCUGUAGCCCUUUGCCUGUAGCCCCCUCUAGCCCCCGUAGCCCCUCUAGCCCUGUAGCCUCUGUAGCCCUGUAGCCCCUCUAGCCUUAGCCACCCUCCCCAGCCCUGGGAGCCCCUCUAGCCCUGUAGCCCCUCUAGCCCCUUAGCCCCUCUAGCCCUUAGCCCUGUACCUCCCUCAGCCCUGUAGCCCCUGUAGCCUGUAGCCCCCCCUAGCCCUAGCCCCCUAGCCCUGUAGCCCCUCUAGCCCCGUAGCCCCUGUAGCCCUGUAGCCCUGUAGCCCGUCCCCUAGCCCUGUAGCCCCUCUACCCGUGCCCCCCCUAGCCCGUACCCCUCUACCCUGUAGCCCCCUCUAGCCCUGUAGCCCUCUAAGCCCCCUUAGCCCCUCUCCUAAGCCCUUGCCCCUCUAGCCCUGUAGCCCUUAGCCCCUUAGCCCUGUGCCCCUGUAGCCCCCCUAGCCCUGUACCCCUCUAGCCCUGUAGCCUUUAGCCCCCCUAGCCCUGUAGCCCCUGACCCUGUAUCCCUUAGACCUAAGCCUGUACCCCUCUAGCCCCGGAGCCCCGUACCCCUCUAGCCCUGUACCCCCGUACCCCUCUAGCCCUGUAGCCCCUCUAGCCCUGACCCUCUACCCUGUAGCCCCCCUAGCCCUGUAACCUCUAGCCCCCUGUAGCCCCUCUAGCCCUUAGCCUGUAGCCCCCUACCCUGUAGCCCCUCCCCUUUGCCCUUAGCCCUCUAGCCCCUCUUACCCUGUACCCCUCUACCCUGUAGCCCCUCUAGCCUGUAGCCCCCCUAGCCCUGUAGCCCUGUAGCCCCUCUAGCCCUGUAGCCCUCUAGCCCUGUAGCCCCUCUAGCCCUGUAGCCCCUCUAGCCCUGUAGCCCCUCUAGCCCUCUAGCCCUGUAGCCCCUCUAGCCCUGUAGCCCUGUAGCCCCUCUAGCCCUGUAGCCCCUUAGCCUGAGCCCCUCUGCCCUGUUAGCCCCUCUAGCCCUGUAGCCCCUCUAGCCCUGUAGCCCCUCUAGCCCUUUUAGCCCCUCUAGCCCUGGUAGCCCCCUCAGCCCUGUAAGCCCCUAGCCCUUAGCCCUGUAGCCCUCUAGCCCCGUACCGCCCCUCUACCCUCAGCCUGUGCCCUCUAGCCCUGUAGCCCCUCUAGCCCUGUAGCCCUCUAGCCCUGUAGCCCCUCUAGCCCUGUAGCCCCUCUAGCCCUGUAGCCCCUCUAGCCCUGUAGCCCCUCUAGCCCUGUAGCCCCUCUAGCCCUGUAGCCCCAUCAGCCCCUUAAGGCCCUCUACCCUGUAGCCCCCCCUUAGCCCGUAAACCCCCCUAGCCUGUAGCCCUGUAGCCCCUCUACCCCGUAGGCCCCUCUAACCCUGUAGCCCCUCUAGCCCUGUAGCCUUAGCCCUGUAGCCCCCUAGCCCUUGUAGCCCCUCUAGCCCUUUGCCCCCCCCUAGCCCUGUAGCCCCUCUAGCCCGGGAGCCCUCUAGCCCGUAGCCCCUCUAGCCUGAGCCCUGUAGCCCCCCUAGGCCCUGUAGCCCUGUGCCCCUUAGCCCUGUAGCCCCUCUAGCCCUGUUAGCCCCUCGCCCUGUGCCCCUCUAGCCCUGUACCCCUCUACCCGACCCUAGCCCUGUAGCCCCUCUAGCCCUGUAGCCCCUCUAACCCUGGGAGCCCUUUGCGGGAGCCCCUUAACCCUUAGCCCCUUAGCCCUUACCCCUCUAGCCCUGUAGCCCCUCUAGCCCUGUAGCCCCCCUAGCCCCCUAGCCCUGUAGCCCCUCUAGCCCUGUAGCCCCUCUACCCUGUAGCCCCUUCUAGCCCCUAGCCCCUCUAGCCCUGAGCCCCUCUAGCCCUGUAGCCCUUAGCCUGUAGCCCCUUAGCCCUUAUCCCCUUAGCCCUGUAGCCCCUCUAGCCCUGUGCCCUCAGCCCUGUAGCCCCUCUAGCCCGUAGCCCCUCUAAACCCUGUAGCCCCCUUCCCUCUAGCCCCCUCUAGCCCUGUAGCCCGUAGCCCCUCUAGCCCUGUAGCCCCCGUAUCCCUCUAGCCCUGUUUGCCCCCGUAGCCCUCUAGCCCUGUAGCCCCUCUCCCAGCCCUGUAGCCCCCCCUAGCCCUGUAGCCCCCUGUAGCCCUGUAGCCCCUGUAGCCCCCUGUAGCCCCUCUAGCCCUGUAGCCCCGUAGCCCCCUCUAGCCCUGUAGCCCCUUUCCCUUAGCCCUUACCCUCUAGCCCCCCUUUGCCCUCUAGGGCCCCGUAGCCCUCUACCUUUGCCCUGUAGCACUUAAGCCCUGUACCCCCUCUAGCCCGUAGCCCCUGUGCCCCUCUAAGCCCUGUACCCCUUAGCCCCUUAGCCCUGUAGCCCCUCUAGCCCUUACCUGUAGCCCCUCUAACCCUGUAGCCCCCUAGCCCUUAAACCCUCUAGCCCGUAGCCCCGUAGGGCCCCCCUAGCCCUGUAGCCCCUCUAGCCUGUAGCCCUCUAGCCCUGUAGCCCCUCUAGCCCUGUAGCCCCUCAGCCCCUCUAGCCCUGUAGCCCCUCUAGCCCCUAGCCCUUAGCCCGUCCUGUAGCCCUGAGCCCUCUCCGUAAACCCCUCUAGCCCUGUAGCCCCUCUAGCCCUGUAGCCCCUCUAGCCCUGUACCCGACCCUAGCCCUUAGCCCCUCUAGGCCCUUUUAGCCCUCUAGCCUUACCCUCAGCCCCUCUAGCCCUGUAGCCCCUUAGCCCUGUAGGCCCCCCUAACCCUCUAGCCCCUGGUAGCCCCUCUAGCCCUGUAACCCACCCGAGCCCCGGUAGCCCUGUAGCCCUGAGCCCCUCUAGGCCUGUAGCCCUUAGCCCUGUAGCCCCUUAGCCUGAUGCCCCUUGCCCUUCCCUUAGCCCGUAGCCCUUGGCCCCGUAGCCCGUUAGCCCGUACCUGUAGCCCCUGUAGCCCCUGUAGCCCUCUAACCGUAGCCCCUUAACCCGGGACCCCUUUUAAGCCCUUAGCCCCCCUACCUGUAGACCCUCUAGGUGCCCCUUUGUAGCCCCUCAGCCCUUGUUUGCCCUCUAGCCUGUAGCCCUCUGCCUUGCCCCUGUAGCCCCUCUAGCCCUGGCCCUGUACCCUCAGCCCCGUAGCCCCUCUAGCCCUGAGCCCCUCUAGGACCUUACCCUAGCCCCUCUAGCCCUUGACUUUGCCCCUUUAGCCCCCCCUGAGCCCUAGGCCUGUAGCCCCUCUAGCCUGUAGCCCCUCUAGCCCUGUAGCCCCUCUAGCCCCCUGUAGACCUGAGCCCUUAGCCCUUACCCUGUAGGGCCCCUCUAGCCCUGUGCCCCUCUAGCCUGAAACCACCCCCUUAUCCUGUAGCCUGUAGCCCGUAGCCCCUCUAGUGAAACUUGGGUUAAGAGCCUGUAUCAACCCUGACCCCUUACUAGCCGUAGCCCCGCCCUCAGCCCUUUGUGGAGCCCCCAGCCUGUUAGGUCUUAGUGUAGCCCCUUGCUUGUAUUAGCCCCGCCCUUAGCCCCUUUUUAGUUUAGCCGUGCCCUUGUGCCCUCUAGUCCCGUGGCCCCAGCCCUUUAAGGGUCUAGCCCUGUCCCCUUAGCCUGAGUUUUGCCGGCCCCUAGCCUUAGCCCUCUAGCCCCUUAGUGGGGGCCCCUUAGCCCCCUUGUGUAGCCCUUCGUAACCCCUCUAGUGUAGCCCCGCUAGCCCCUCUACCUUGUUAGCCCUUUUAGGCCCCUUUGCCUUAUCCCUCUGCCGGGACCCUCUGCCGUAGCCCUCUGCAUGUACCCCUCUUAGCCCGUGCCUCUGCCCGUAGCCCUGUAUCCCUCUAAACCUUAAAGGCCCCUUAGCUGUAUGCCUCCAGCCGUAACCUUAGUUUGCCCCUUGCCUGUAUCCCCCCUCUAAAGCCCUGUACCCCAGUUUAUCCCCCCCCGCCCUGAGGAAGCCUGUAGCCCAUUACCCCCUUUCAUUGUGUACCUAGUCGACUUAUUUUAAGUGAACCUUGUUGCCCUCACCCGGGCCCCGUUCAUGCCAGCCCCUCACCCUCCCCAGCCCGAUGUAAUUAAUGGCCCCUUCCGGUCUGCCUAGACCCCAGUGACCUCUAUGUAGUGUAUUACCCUCUGAACCCCCCAGCCCUCUAGUUAAGAGAAAUCUUUAGUGAAGCCCUCACCGUCCCCUAGCCCUUAGCUGAGCCGUAGCCUCUAGCCUGAGACCCUUAGUGGGACCCUUUUAGCCUUAUCUAGAUGUGGCCCUUAAGCGGAGGGAGGGGCCCUUUUAGCCCCUUUAGGCCCCCCGGGUUUACCUUACCACCUUAGUUACCCUCUUAGUAUUGUACAGUCCUUGAUCAGGAGGUAAUGUUACCUUGGUUGGAAAUUGGUUUUCCGAUUUGGAUGUGACCCCCAAAUGGAUUCAGGGAAAGGGUUUCAUUGGUAUUCAGGAGGGGCCAUUUAUCCAUCUUAUUAUUGGAGGGGGGGUUGGGGCCGUUGGGGUUAAUUUGACAUGCAUUAGUGAAUCUAGGCGUCCGCAUGCUUCCCAGCCGAAACAGUUCUUAAGAGUUUGUGCAUAUGUUAUGAUGACAUUUUGUAUAGUUUUUAUUCCUUUUGGACUUUUUUCUAGAGGCACGCCAAAGUCUGUAGCUGAAGUCUACACCCCUUCAUUGUUGAUUGGUCAACAGUAGGGAUUCUUCAGUGAAGUCUUUGUUGUCAUUCAACAAGAGACGACUCGUUUUCAUGAACAUCUCUUCAUGGAGAAAUACUGCACCAAACAGCUGAGUUAAUGUAAAAUUGUGCAAAAACGUCAAGAAAUCUGUCAUGAAUGAUCUUAGAUUAAUUCUGACUAUUUUGAUGAAGUGUAUUACUACGCCGUCUCAAUGGACAAACCAUAUUAUUGCUGCUUUUUUCUUCUUCUUGUUUUGCAAGCGAAGGUCUUUUAAGGGAGUAUGCGACUCAUUCGGUUCCCCUAGCCGAGUUCUGCCAGGCGCUAGCCGUACUGAAGCAUGCAGACGCCUUUAGUGGGAUCGUCCUCUGAGGGGACUCAUUAUUCUAACGGCUCCUGUUGAGUCACAUGAUCCAAUCUGGAGAGGAGAGGAGACUUUCUUCACUUCCUCCUUUCACAUAAGGACCACACCCUUCCAUCUAACCACAUCUCACUCUCUCUCUCGCAUUCUCUCAAGUUUCAACUUUUAUUAGUAGUAUGUACAGGAUACACAUGGUAUACGCAUGGUAUACGCCGUCCAACCAAAUGCUUACUUGCAGGUUCCUUCUGGACAACAAUAAGAAAUAAUACCAUAUAAGAAUAGGAACAUAAAGUAAAUGGAUCAGUAGAACAGAAUAAAUGUUUUAGCAUCAGUAUAAUACAGGAAGGAACCAUUUAUAGUCCAAUAUUUACAAAACUAAUUGGAGAAGGGGGGGGCAGUGUAUAUACUGAGAGGUGUAAAACGUAUGGUCACAGCAGUUGUGAUGUGUGCGUGUGUGUGCGUGCGCGCGUGUGUGCGCGUGUGUGUGUGCGUGUGCGUGCGCGUGCGUGCGCGUGCGUGUGUGUGUGUGUGUGUGUGUGUGUAUGUGGUGGUCAGUUCAAGUGUUCAUCAAUCUAAUGACUUGUAGAUAGAAACUGAGUGAACAGCUCGUGUCUGGGGUCCUUGAUGAUGCUGCGGGCCUUCCUCAGACACCGUUUAGAGUACAUCUCCUGGAUGGGUGGGAGCACGGUCCCAGAGAUGUCCUGGAUGGGUGAGAGCACGGUCCCAGUGAUGUCCUGGAUGGGUGAGAGCACGGUCCCAGUGAUGUCCUGGAUGGGUGGGAGCACGGUCCCAGUGAUGUCCUGGACGGGUGGGAGCACGGUCCCAGUGAUGUCCUGGAUGGGUGGGAGCACGGUCCCAGUGAUGUCCUGGAUGGGUGGGAGCACGGUCCCAGUGAUGUCCUGGAUGGGUGGGAGCAUGGUCCCAGGGAUGUCCUGGAUGGGUGGGAGCACGGUCCCAGUGAUGUCCUGGAUGGGUGGGAGCACGGUCCCAGUGAUGUCCUGGAUGGGUGGGAGCACGGUCCCAGUGAUGUCCUGGAUGGGUGAGAGCACGGUCCCAGUGAUGUCCUGGAUGGGUGGGAGCACGGUCCCAGUGAUGUCCUGGAUGGGUGGGAGCACGGUCCCAGUGAUGUCCUGGAUGGGUGGGAGCAGGGUCCCAGUGAUGUCCUGGAUGGGUGGGAGCACGGUCCCAGUGAUCUCCUGGAUGGGUGGGAGCAGGGUCCCAGUGAUCUCCUGGAUGGGUGAGAGCACGGUCCCAGUGAUGUCCUGGAUGGGUGAGAGCACGGUCCCAGUGAUGUCCUGGAUGGGUGAGAGCACGGUCCCAGUGAUGUCCUGGAUGGGUGAGAGCACGGUCCCAGUGAUGUCCUGGAUGGGUGAGAGCACGGUCCCAGGGAUGUAAGCGGUAGUAUUUGGAGAGGACCUGGAGCUGCAUGCCAACUUUCUUCAGCCGCCUUAGGAAGUAGAGACUCUGUUGCUCCCUCUUGACCAGAGUGGUGGUGUUGGCCCGUGACAAGUCCUUGGUGAUAUGGACGCCGGGGCAUGUUCCCUCUGCUUCCUGGUUGGUGUCCUGACACCACAGAGCUUACAGGGAGGAGGUAAGAGAACUGGCAGACUCGUUGUUGGUUAUCAGACAUAUAACCGUGGUGUCGUCAGGAAACUUAAUGAUUGUGUUGAUGUGCAGUCGAACAGGGAGUACAGCGGUAUGCUCUUUCUCUCAUGUUAAAUAUAUAUAUAUAUUUAACAGGUAGGGCCCUACAAAAUCUUUUCUUCUUUCCCAAAUUCCAUUUAGUUUUUUCAGGUUUUCGCUCUCAAAAUCACACUUUUGGAAAACACUCUCUCUGUUUCUACUCUCUCUCCUUCUCCCUACUCUCUCUCUCCUUCUCCCUACUCUCUCUCUCCUUCUCCCUACUCUCUCUCUCUCUCUCUCUCUCUCUCUGUCAUUCAUCUGUCCCAUCUGUCCCUGACAGGGGUUUGGAUAUUAAAGCAACAGGACAAAUGAGUUGACCUGGUAACCUACACUAUAUAUACAGAACUAUGUGGACACCCCAAAUGGGUGGAUUCGGCUAUUUCAGACACACCUGUUGCUGACAGGUGAAGAACAUCGAGCACACAGCCAUGCAAUCUCCAUAGACAAACAUUGGCAGUAGAAUGGCCUUACUGAAGAGCUCAGUGACUUUCAACGCGGCACCGUCAUAGGAUGCCACUUUUCCAACAAGUCAGUUCGUCAAAUUUCUGCCCUGCUAGAGCUGCCCUGGUCAACUGUAAGUGCUGUCAUUGUGAAGUAGUAGACCACACAAGCUCACAGAACGGGACCGCCAAGUGCUGAAGCGCAUAAAAAUUGUCUGUCUUCGGUUGCAACACUCACUACUGAGUUCCAAACUGCCUCUGGAAGCAACGUCAGCACACAAACUGUUCGUUGGGAGCUUCAUGAAAUGGGUUUCCAUGGCAGAGCAGCCGCACACAAGCCUAAGAUCACCAUGCGCAAUGCCAAGCGUUGGCUGGAGUGACGUAAAGCUUGCCGCCAUUGGACUCUGGAAACAUAUUCUUUGGAGUGAUGAAUCAAGCUUCACCAUCUGGCAGUCCGACGGAUGAAUCUGGGUUUGGCAGAUGCCAGGAGAACGCUUCCCGCCCCAAUGCAUAGUGCCAACUGUAUAGUUUGGUGAAGGAGGAAUAAUGGUCUGGGGGUGUUUUUCAUGGUUCGGGCUAGGCCCCUUAGUUACAGUGAAGGGACAUCUUAACGCUACAGCAUACAAUGACAUUCUAGACGAUUCUGUGCUUCCGACUUUGUGGCAACAAUUUAAUGAAGGCCCUUUCCUGUUUCAGCAUGACAAUGCCCCUGUGCACAAAGCGAGGUCCAUACAGAAAUGGUUUGUUGAGAUCGGUGUGGAAGAACUUGACUGGCCUGCACAAAGCCCUAACUUCAACCCCAUAAAACACCUUUGGGAUGAAUUGGAACGCCGACUGCGAGCCAGGCCUAAUCGCCCAACAUCAGUGUCCGACCUCCCUAAUGCUCUUGUGGCUGAAUGGAAGCAAGUCCCCGCAGCAAUGUUCCAACAUCUAGUGGAAAGCCUCCCCAUUAAUGGCCAUGAUUUUGGAAUGAGAUGUUUGAUGAGCAGGUGUCCACAUACUUAAUGACUUUUUGUCCUUAAGCCAUUUUGCCACAACUUUGGAAGCAUGCUUGGGGUCAUUGUCCAUUUGGAAGACCCAUUUGCGACCAAGCUUUAACUUCCUGACUGAUGUCUUGAGAUGUUGCUUCAAUAUAUCCACAUAAUUUUCCUUUCUCAUGAUGCCAUCUAUUUUGUGAAGUGCACCAGUCCCUCCUGCAGCAAAGCACCCCCACAGCAUGAUGCUGCCACCCCCGUGCUUCACGGUUGGGAUGGUGUUCUUCGGCUUGCAAGCAACCCCCUUUUUCCUCCAAACAUAAUGAUGGUCAUUAUGGCCAAACAGUUCUAUUUUUGUUUAAUCAGACCAGAGGACAUUUCUCCAAAAAGUACGAUCUUUGUCCCCAUGUGCAGUUGCAAACCAUAGUCUGGCCUUUUUUAUGGCGGUUUUGGAGCAGUGGCUUCUUCCUUGCUGAGUGGCCUUUCAGGUUAUGUCGAUAUAAGACUCGUUUGACUGUGGAUAUAGAUACUUUUGUACCUGUUUCCUCCAGCAUCUUCACAAGGUCCUUUGCUGUUGUUCUGGGAUUGAUUUGCACUUUUCGCACCAAAGUACGUUCAUCUCUAGGAGACCGAACGUGUCUCCUUCCUGAGCGGUAUGACGGCUGCGUGGUCCCAUGGUGUUUAUACUUGCGUACUAUUGUUUGUACAGAUGACGUGGUACCUUCAGGCGUUUGGAAAUUGCUCCCAAGAAUGAACCAGACUUGUGGUGGUCUACAAUUUUUUCCUGAGGUCUUGGCUGAUUUCUUUAGAUUUUCCCAUGAUAUCAAGCAAAGAGGCACUGAGUUUGAAGGUAGGCCUUGAAAUACAUCCACAGGUACACCUCCAAUUGACUCAAAUGAUGUCAAUUAGCCUAUCACAAGCUUCUAAAGCCAUGACAUCAUUUUCUGGAAUUUCCAAGCUGUUUAAAGGCACAGUCAACUUAGUGUAUGUGAACUUCUGACCACUGGAAUUGUGAUACAGUGAAUUAUAAGUGAAAUAAUCUGUCUGUAAACAAUUGUUGGAAGAAUGGCUUGUCAUGCACAAAGUAGAUGUCCUAACCGACAAACUAUAGUUUGUUAACAAGACAUUUGUGGAGUGGUAGAAAAACAAGUUUUAAUGACUCCAACCUAAGAGGAUGUAAACUUCCGACUUCAACUGUAUGUGUUUAUCUGCAACAUGUUCCAUAAAGCCUCCGUUGGGAUGUCUCCUCUCUCUGAGGAAUGUGGGUGUGUCAGGGGGGGUGUUUUCCAUUCCCCCCAGUUCUAUUGCACUUGGCCUGGCAGUCUGUGUGUGAGGAGAGGCAGUGAUGAUGAACGGUGUAUAUUUGAAACAAGAUCGGACAGGCUGAUAUGUCAGAAAAUGUCAUUUCCAAUUGUGUUUAAGACUCCUCUCCUCACAAAUGUACUUCGACACCUAAGAGGCACAGAUCCACCUUGUGUGUGUGUGUAAAGUCUGUUAGAUUAGACUUCUUAGCUUCAUUUAGAAGCGUGAGUGAGGAUGUUAAGGUUAUUGCAAUCCCCACUCCUUUGAUCUACGUGCACGGGGCGGAGUGGGAUCUCUGGAGCAGCGGACACGUUUUGCUGUCAUGAUAUCAUCGCCGGUCCAACUCCCAUUUACAAGGGGGUGAUAGCAAAGUGUGUAUAUAUACAGUACCAGUCAAAGUUUGGACACCUACUAAUUUUUUCUUUAUUUUUACUAUUUUCUACAUUGUAGAAUAGUAGUGAAGACAUCAAAACUAUGAAAUAACACAUAUGGAAUCAUGUAGUAACCAAAACAGUGUUAAACAAAUCAAAAUAUAUUUGAGAUUCUUCAAAGUAGCCACCCUUUGCCUUGACAGCUCUGCACACUCUUGGCAUUCUCAAAAUAGUUUACUCAUCAGAUUGCUCUGCUUUCCCCUCUUGUAUAAAUUGUUCAGGAAUCCCAUUCAUAAUUAAAUAAAAUGCCCUGGCAAAUAUUAUUCUACUUGCCAGUUUAACCUACAACAUUAUCCUGAUUUUGAUAUGCUGCUUCAAUGUAUUCCCAUAUCAGUUCAAAAUAAAUAGUCAUGGAGGGGGAAAAAAGCACCUGGCUGACUAAAACGGAUGAUUUUGUUUUUAGCUAAACUAUUUCGAACUGGAAUAAAUGCUGCACUUAUUAACAAUGACACACAAUUCCAGUCAAAAUAUAAGAUUGUAAGAUAUACUGUAUCCUACAAUGACUAUAUCAACCCAACUCCAUUUGUUGUCACUCAUGUAUCCCAAAGGUUUCCAAACUUGUUGACCCGGGACCCCCAAACAGGAGUGUGCACAAUCGCUGAGCAAAUGUAGCCUGUCUGCUCAUUAGUUGUUGGAAAUAACAUUUAACAUUUUCCAUGACAACGUGAAGCCUCAAAUAGAAUUUAUAACAAAGUCAAAAGCAAACAUUUAGCUGUUAGCUAGGCAAGUUGUGGUUGGAAUUGCAGGAUGAAUUUAGACGUGCGUUUAGCAACUUUUAACAGACUGGUUUCAUCUGGACAAAAAUGCUUAGCAACCAGAUACCAACGUGUUCUGUGGAGAGAAGUGGUAGUUUAAAUAUUUGCAUAAUCGUUGUGAUUUGGAGGAUAGCUGUGAGGGUGAUCGAAUCAGGAUCAAAUCCUCUGUUUUCCUCACUCAUUUAAUGACGAUAGAAUGUUUUAUAUUUGAAGAUUUGCAGUCUCUGGCACAUGACAUGGAGUAGCUAGGUAUAUAUAUACAUCACUAGGUAGCUAAAGAGACUAGUACCCAGGCUAAGGGAUAUAGUGCUGUCACUGAUCUAAUGGAAUUCUCUGCACGGCCAUCCCUGUGAUUGCUGGAAGCAUGUUUGUCUGCAGGCAUCAUUUGGAAGUGUGGAAGCAUGUUCUGUGCACCGGGCCAUCACUUGGAUGGUGGAAGCAGUUCUGUCUGACCAUCACUGUAGCUGAGACUGUACCAGGAUCAAUGUGGAUUGGUGGAAGCAUGUUCUUCUGCACCGGGCAUCACUGGAUUGGCUGGGAAGCAUGUUCUGUCUGCACCGGGCCAUCACUGUGGAUUGGCUGGGAAGCAUGUUCUGUCUGCACCGGGCCAUCAUGUGGAUUGGCUGGAAGCAUGUUCGUGUCUGCACCGGCCAUCACUGUGGAUUGGCUGGGAAGCAUGUUCUGUCUGCACCGGGCCAUCACUGUGGAUUGGCUGGGAAGCAUGUUCUGUCUGCACCGGGCCAUCACUGUGGAUUGGCUGGGAAGCAUGUUCUGUCUGCACCGGGCCAUCACUGUGGAUUGGCUGGGAAGCAUGUUCUGUCUGCACCGGGCCAUCACUGUGGAUUGGCUGGGAAGCAUGUUCUGUCUGCACCGGGCCAUCACUUUGGAUUGGCUGGGAAGCAUGUUCUGUCUGCACCGGGCCAUCACUGUGGAUUGGCUGGGAAGCAUGUUCUGUCUGCACCGGGCCAUCACUGUGGAUUGGCUGGGAAGCAUGUCCUGUCUGCACCGGGCCAUCACUGUGGAGGGCAGCCUGCCUGCAGAGUGCUCGUUGCAAGAUGGGUAGCCCUGUUCUUCCUCACAAAUAUCGUAAUAAAUUAGCGAGAAUAUGUUACAUCUCCAUCCCAUAAUAUCGAAGUUAUACAGCCAUCCAAACUAGGCCUAUAUGAAAAAUGAUGAAUCACAUUUCCAGGUAGCCUAUUGUUCUGGCUAAGAUGAGUCCGUAGUAGAUUACCAAACUGUAUUGAUGAUAAAAAUAGUCUUAGCCAGGCAAAACUGGAGGAAAUGAAAUGGGUUCUUUCUGGUCACUAAUCUGGAUAUGUGUCUUUGCUGAUGACUGGUAAACGAUCAAGACGCACAACUUUUUGGUUCUGAAGCAUAGAUGAGAAUUUGGUUUAUCAAUCCACUCCUAUCAUACAAAGGUUUUACUGUGCGUGAAGUUUCAAAUGCAUUCUGUCAUUACUAAAUUUGUAAUGUGAUAGGUAUUUUAACAUGACUAUUUUUAUAACAGAACAUUUGAUUUAAUAAAAUAUUGAAUCUGUCUUCCUUAAAUGAAGGGGAUGAUGACGCAAUCUUUGCGAGAUGGAGGUUAUCUGAUUUCAUUGGUCCUCAACCCGCAGCUAAGACACUUCACUCAGGAUAAAUGGAGUGAGCCCAGAGUUAGCCUGCCCCGGAGCAGGUUAGUUCUGAAGGAUUCGUUGCCAUAGAAAUGUACCUGGCUAAAAGGUGAGCCACAUUCGUCUGACCAGUUUUACCGAGUUGAACUCAGUUGACCAAAGGUCCAAACCUGAUUGAUAGUACAGGGCUCUGGUAGUUAAUUCUACUCACCUGGUGUCCCAGGUCUGCAUCAGUCUCUGAUUAGAAGAAAAGUGUUUGGGCCCUCCAGGACCAGGAUGGAACAUCCCUGUGUCUCUACUGAAGCUGUGUGGUGGGUGGAGACAGUUAGUCCUUGUGGUGCUCAUGGGUAAUCUGCCAGCAGGCCCAUUGUUACUGCGCAGCAUGAUGCAUUGUUGUGAAACAUGUCCUUUUCAUUACAUGAAUGUUCUCUUUGUCUUCCAUUGGUUGUAUGUGAGAUGCACACCGCUCUAACCCACGUUAGGCCAGUAGCCAACAUGACUUUGUUUUGUGCCGAGGUCCUAAGAGAACGACGACAAUACAAUCAGUGCUGCUAGUUCUGGUAGCACCCUGCUAGCUCUGGGACCCAAAACCAACGCUCUAACUUCAUUUUACAUUUUAGUCAUUUAGCAGACGCUCUUAUCCAGAGCGACUUACAGUGAGUGAGUGCAUACAUUUUUCAUACUAGCCCCCCCGUGGGAAUCGAACCCACAAUCCUGGCGUUGCAAGUGCCAUGCUCUACCAACUGAGCUACAGGAGGCCUUCAUGACCAGUGAUAGGAUCUUAUUGGUUGAAGCAAUGUAGCACAGACCUAUCCCGUCCUCUCUUCCUCUCUCUCUCUCAGCCAAUCAGAGCCAGGCUCUUUGUGAGCUGUAA